AUGUUCUCACAACCCCUAGCUCCUGUACCUCCUAUCAAACCUGGUAGCAUGUCCAAGGAAGUGUAUACGCAAUCGGUGCUCAUCACUGGGUGCGGCAAGGGGGGCAUCGGCCAUGCUCUCGCUCUCGAGUUCAAGAGGCGCGGAUACGAUGUCUUCACCACCCUGCUGGCGCACGAGCCCCGAGAGCACCUCGUAGACGAGGGUAUCCACGCUUUCACAGCCGACGUCACCAAGGAUGCAGAUAUUAUUUCGUUAAAGGAGACAAUCUCGUCCGAGACGAGUGGGAGUCUGGAUGUGUUGGUCAACUGCGCGUAUGUCGAAUUUCCCUUGCCUCGUGUCGGGUCACGCUACACAAUGACGGCAAUCGACACCCAAGUCAGCGAAGUGGAGAAGAUGUUCGCGGUGAAUGUCUUUGGCCCCAUGCGCAUGGUGCACAUCUUCCACCCGCUCCUGAUCCAGGCUAAGGGUACCGUCGUCAACAUUGGCAGCGUGGGAGGGAUUGUGCCCUACGUAUAUGGAUCGAGUUACAACGCGACCAAAGCUGCAUUGCACCACUGGGGAAACACGCUGCGGGUGGAAAUGAAGCCGUUCGACGUCAAAGUCAUCAACGUCAUCUCCGGCGAAGUCGGCACGAAUAUUCUCAAACGCGACCAGACGUCGCUGCGCAAGCUCCCCGAGAACUCAUUCUAUCGCCCACUCGAGGCUGAGUUCCAGAAGCAUAUUAAUCGGACACCUGUUACAACAACGGCUGCCGAAUACGCACGGUCGGUUGUCAGCGAGGUGGUCAAGAAGAAGCCGGCCGCGUGGCUCUGGACCGGUGCACGGGCGGGCGAGGUGCGAUUCUGGGAUACGUUUUUUCCUCGGACUUUUUGGGAUUGGUUGUUUUCCCGCGAGUUUGGCCUGGAUAAACUGCGGUCGGGGACUUGA
Molecule: messenger RNA, 927 nt
Organism: Aspergillus calidoustus
Lineage: Eukaryota; Fungi; Ascomycota; Eurotiomycetes; Eurotiales; Aspergillaceae
Source: the annotation of a GenBank genome assembly